GUCCAUAUCAGGACCUCAGACUCACUUCUGUCCUUGUCCACCUCCAACAUCGUCUCAGCAGGGCCCGAUCUGCCACGAAACAAAACCCACUGAAGAAGUCAUGUGUGAUGAAGAGGAGAGCACUGCUCUGGUCUGUGAUAAUGGAUCUGGUCUCUGCAAGGCCGGGUUCGCUGGAGACGACGCCCCCAGAGCCGUCUUCCCAUCCAUUGUGGGCCGACCCAGGCACCAGGGAGUAAUGGUGGGCAUGGGGCAGAAGGACAGCUACGUGGGAGAUGAGGCUCAGAGUAAGAGAGGAAUCCUCACCCUGAAGUACCCCAUUGAACACGGCAUCAUCACCAACUGGGACGACAUGGAGAAGAUCUGGCAUCACUCGUUCUACAAUGAAUUGAGAGUGGCUCCAGAAGAACAUCCCACCCUGCUGACAGAGGCACCACUAAACCCAAAGGCUAAUAGAGAGAAGAUGACCCAGGUAUAA
Nematolebias whitei (Rio pearlfish) is the source of this 475-nucleotide messenger RNA. Its product is annotated as actin-1. The record is from RefSeq and is a predicted model, not a curated record. NCBI's taxonomy places the organism in Eukaryota, Metazoa, Chordata, Actinopteri, Cyprinodontiformes, Rivulidae. The coding region runs from base 101 to 475 and encodes 124 amino acids. The transcript has 4 exons.